UCGGGGAGAGAGGACGGGGAGUCGGCGGAUACAUGGCGUACCCGCCGUCCUUGGUGGUUGCGGCGCAAGUACGGCGAGGCCAUGGCGCUGCCCCGGCCCCCCAUCCGCUGCCCCCACACUCCCGGUUCAAAUUUGAAUCUCCAGCUACCUUUCCCCUUCCUCCUUCCUCCAGCCUCCGAACGAGGUCUCACCCAAGAACUCCAAAUCAGCAGCUCGCCGCGCCUGGAAGAGAGGAUUCGAGCGGCAGGUCUCGCCUAGAUGAUGAUGGGCGGAGUCUCUGAGGGAUUCACCGAGCUUCUCAUCAGAUUGUCAAGGCCAAUCCACGAACUUGCGCCUGACAGGGAACCAAGCAUUCCGAUUCAGGGUUCGGAGACAAGCGCCCGCACUUCUCCGUCCAACUUGAGUUCUGAUUCCAGCAUGCCAGAUACACGGCAAGCCGAUUUUGUGGAGGACGGAGACUGCAGCAACGAGCCCUUAGCAGACACACUGAAUGAUGCACCAUUGGCGGCUGAUUCGCAUACGCCGACAUCAAGCGAGUCCCCUCCAUCGGAACGCUCCUGGAAAAAGAGGUUUCGUCGUGGAGAGAUUCCCGAUUCCAGGGAAGCAAGCACAGGAAAGAAGAGUGCACUAGAGAAUGCCAUGAGGCGAUGCAGGGACAGGUUCUCAGACGCCGUCGUUGAACCAGAGAUAGGGAUGGAGUUUGAUUCGUUGCCUGAAGCAUAUGAUUUUUACAAUAUUUACUCAUGGGAGAUUGGUUUCGGAAUAAGAUACGGGUCGUCGAGGAUUAACCCUGCAAAGAGUAAAAUCAGGCAGGACAUUACCUGUGGGUGCGAGGGGAAACCUAGGCGCCCGAACACAAGAUCUGCUUGCUGCGGCUGCCAAGCCAUGAUUCGUUUGCACAGAACAGAUGACCAUGGAUGGUACAUUCAUGAGUUCCGAAGGGACCAUAAUCAUGGGUUGGCAAUGAACAGCGGCGAAAAGAGGCAAUGGUGGUCACAUAGGAACAUUGACCCACACACAAAGGACCUUGUUAGGAACCUCAGGGACAAUAACGUUGGCCUGACCAAGACCUUCAGUGUAAUCGGUAGCUUCUUCGGAUCAAUGGAAAACAUCCCCUUCAACAAGCGGUCACUGAGGACGCUUUGUGCGAGCAUCAGCCGGGACCAUUCGGACGAUGACAUGAGGAAAACAUAUGAUGUUAUGUCAGAAAUGAAGAUGAAAGACCCCAACUUCCGAGACAGCUGCUUGGUAGACGAUGAAGGGAGGGAGGAUCAGAGCACUCAUGUGGACAAAUGGGAAGAGUCGUAUGCAGUACCAGCAAUUUGGUGAUGCCAUAACAUUCGACACAACAUACCGCACAAACCAGUAUGACAUGCCAUUCGGACUUUUCGUAGGCGUCAACAACCACUUUCAGAGUAUACUCCUAGGCGCUGUUCUCUUGAUGAAUGAGAAUAUGGAGACUUUCGAGUGGGUAUUCAAAGAAUUCGUCUCUCUUAUGGGGGGGAAACCACCCGUCACCAUACUGACAGAUCAGUGUCGUGCCAUGGAGAUUGCUAUUUCUGCUGUCCUCCCUGACACCACACACCGAUGGUGCAAGUGGCAUGUAUUGCGCAAAGCGAAGGAACACCUGGGAUCAUUCUACUCCAAAGCGGCAGGAUUCCGGGACGAGUUCCACAAGAUCCUGGAGUACAUGGUAACAGUUGAAGAAUUUGAGCACGCAUGGUCCAUACUUGUAGAGAAGUAUGGUCUCGAGGAUCACCCUUUCAUAACUCAGAUAUAUGAGGUUAGAGAGAAGUGGGCAAAGCCAUACUUUGCAGGAAUUUUCUGUGCUAGAAUGACAAGCACCCAACGAUCCGAGAGCGCAAACCACAUGCUAAAGGGGUUCGUCCCGCCGGGGUCUUCAAUUAAUAUGUUCAUAAGGCAUUACAGCAAGCUCCAAUUUGACAGGGAUCAGGAGGAGAACUACCAGGAGAUGAGGUCCCGGCUGCGAGGCUCAGUGCUCAAUUCCGGACUUCCCAUUGAGGUGCACGCGAGCAAGAUAUACACGCCAAAUGUGUUUGGCUUGUUCCAAAUUCAUCUGUUCCAAUCUGCGUCGUACAUUGUGCGAGAAGUCAUUGAUGGUCACAAAUUCAUGGUGAAACACGUAUUCUCCGAAAGGAGACAGAAAUGGUCCCGGACAGAGUACGAGGUGACCGCUGACCCCGAGAUAGGUUAUUUCAAAUGUGAAUGCGGGAUGUACGAGCACAUGCGAGUCUUGCGAGAAUGUGUAUGGUUAGC
Lolium rigidum is the source of this 2277-nucleotide messenger RNA. Its product is annotated as protein FAR1-RELATED SEQUENCE 5-like. The coding region runs from base 259 to 1329 and encodes 356 amino acids. The transcript has 6 exons. Lineage: Eukaryota; Viridiplantae; Streptophyta; Magnoliopsida; Poales; Poaceae. The record is from RefSeq and is a predicted model, not a curated record.